Molecule: messenger RNA, 2770 nt
Organism: Glycine soja
Lineage: Eukaryota; Viridiplantae; Streptophyta; Magnoliopsida; Fabales; Fabaceae
Product: subtilisin-like protease SBT1.2
Exons: 1
Coding region: 256-2562 (768 amino acids)
Biological process (GO): proteolysis
Molecular function (GO): serine-type endopeptidase activity
Source: RefSeq, a predicted model, not a curated record
UAAGUAAAACAUCUCGUGAGCUCCUCGGCUCCUCAAUUCUCACAAUCAAAUUCAGUUUUUCUCAGUUCUCUCUCUCUCUCUCUCUCUCUUAACAAAGGAUCCUCGUGAUGAAGAGCUCUCAUAUUUCACGAGCUUCAUAUCAAGAACGCUUCCCUUGUUCAGUUUUGAAUUCUUCUCUCAACACCUUCAAAUACCCCUCCAAAUCAUGCAUCACCCCACAUCACCAACCAACAACAACAACAACAACAACAACCAAUGGAAUCCAAAUCCAAAAUUCAACUCUUUUUCCUCACCCUUUUCCUCUUCACUCUCACCCUCCAUGCAGAAACUCUUGGAACUUACAUAGUUCAGCUACACCCUCAUGGCAUAACCAGCACUUCCUUCUCCUCAAAGCUCAAAUGGCACCUUUCAUUCAUCCAACAAACCAUUUCCUCUGAUGAGGACCCUUCUUCGCGCCUUCUCUACUCGUACCGUUCUGCCAUGGACGGUUUUGCAGCUCAGUUAACUGAGACUGAGCUUGAGUACCUCAAAAACUUGCCAGAUGUUAUCUCAAUCAGGCCAGACAGCAAGCUCCAGAUUCAGACCACUUACUCUUACAAGUUCUUGGGGCUGAAUCCUGCUAGAGAAAAUGGUUGGUACCAAUCCGGUUUCGGCCGCGGAACCAUAAUUGGUGUGCUUGACACUGGAGUGUGGCCAGAGAGUCCUAGCUUCAAUGAUCAAGGAAUGCCCCCAAUUCCCCAAAAAUGGAAGGGUAUAUGCCAAGCUGGGAAGGCCUUUAACUCUACCAAUUGUAACCGAAAACUCAUCGGUGCAAGGUACUUCACAAAAGGCCAUUUUUCAGUGUCACCUUUCAGAGAUCCUGAGUAUCUCUCUCCGAGAGACUCCUCAGGACACGGCACGCACACCGCAUCCACCGCGGGAGGCGUGCCUGUUCCGCUGGCGAGCGUGUUCGGUUAUGCGUCCGGCGUGGCGAGAGGAAUGGCUCCUGGUGCCCACAUUGCGGUGUACAAAGUGUGUUGGUUCAAUGGCUGCUAUAACUCAGACAUCAUGGCUGCAAUGGAUGUGGCAAUCAGGGAUGGUGUGGACAUUCUGUCCUUGUCUCUUGGUGGCUACUCUUUGCCUCUAUAUGAUGAUAGCAUUGCCAUUGGAAGCUAUAGAGCAAUGGAGCAUGGGAUUUCAGUUAUAUGUGCAGCAGGAAACAAUGGCCCUACGGAAAUGUCUGUUGCCAAUGAAGCUCCUUGGAUUUCCACAAUUGGUGCAAGCACACUAGACAGGAAAUUCCCAGCAACAGUUCACAUAGGAAAUGGACAAAUGCUCUAUGGAGAAUCCAUGUAUCCACUGAAUCAUCAUCCAAUGAGCAACGGCAAAGAAAUUGAGCUGGUUUAUUUGUCUGAAGGGGACACCGAGAGCCAAUUUUGCCUCAGAGGGUCUCUUCCAAAGGACAAAGUUAGAGGCAAAAUGGUGGUCUGCGAUCGAGGCAUCAACGGAAGAGCAGAAAAGGGACAAGUGGUGAAGGAGGCGGGUGGUGUCGCUAUGAUCCUCACAAACACGGAGAUAAACUUGGGAGAGGAUUCAGUUGAUGUUCAUGUCUUGCCUGCAACUUUGGUAGGAUUUGAUGAAGCAGUCACCCUGAAGGCUUACAUAAACUCCACAAAAAGGCCUCUUGCAAGGAUCGAAUUCGGAGGAACUGUGAUAGGGAAGUCUAGAGCUCCAUCAGUGGCAAGAUUUUCUGCUAGAGGACCAAGCUAUACAAACCCUUCAAUCCUAAAACCUGAUGUUAUAGCUCCAGGAGUGAACAUCAUUGCAGCAUGGCCUCAGAACCUCGGUCCUACCGGCCUUCCGGAGGAUACUAGAAGAGUUAACUUCUCUGUGAUGUCCGGUACCUCAAUGGCAUGCCCUCAUGUCAGUGGAAUUGCUGCUCUCAUUCGCUCGGUUCACCCGAGAUGGAGCCCUGCAGCCAUCAAAUCUGCAAUCAUGACAACGGCCGAGGUGACUGACCACACCGGAAGGCCAAUACUCGAUGAAGACCAACCAGCGGGAGUUUUCGACAUGGGAGCCGGACAUGUGAAUCCACAAAGAGCAUUGAACCCUGGAUUGGUGUAUGACAUUAGGCCAGAUGACUACAUCACCCAUCUUUGCAGCCUUGGAUACACAAAGUCAGAAAUAUUCAGCAUCACACAUAGAAAUGUGAGUUGCAAUGCAAUCAUGAAGAUGAAUAGAGGCUUCAGCCUUAACUAUCCCUCAUUCUCAGUAAUUUUUAAGGGUGGGGUGAGGAGAAAGAUGUUCAGCAGGAGACUAACAAAUGUGGGAAGUGCUAACUCCAUCUACUCAAUGGAGGUUAAGGCACCUGAAGGAGUAAAAGUGAUAGUGAAACCAAAGAGGUUGGUAUUUAAGCAAGUGAAUCAAAGCUUGAGUUAUAGGGUGUGGUUUAUAUCAAGAAAAAGGGUUAAAAGAGGUGAUGAUUUGGUGAACUAUGCAGAAGGGAGUUUGACAUGGGUGCACUCACAAAAUGGUUCCUACAGGGUUAGAAGCCCGGUAGCAGUGACUUGGAAGUCAAAGUAGUGUGGAGAAGGGUAGUAGAUAAUUAAGUUUGUCUUGGGGCGUUUUUUUAUUAUGAUUAUUGGUUCAAUAGCUUUAUUUAUGAUUGCAGAAUUCAUACUGAACGAGUUUUAGUAGAGAAAACUCGAUUAGGAAUCUUAUGAGUAAGCCCAUUUAUAAAUGCUAAAUAAAUUGGUUGUGCCAUGGUUUAGUCAAAACUCUCUGCUUUACA